Molecule: messenger RNA, 1638 nt
Organism: Trichomonas vaginalis G3
Lineage: Eukaryota; Parabasalia; Trichomonadida; Trichomonadidae
Product: mannosyl-oligosaccharide 1,2-alpha-mannosidase protein
Exons: 1
Coding region: 1-1638 (545 amino acids)
Biological process (GO): carbohydrate metabolic process; N-glycan processing
Cellular component (GO): Golgi membrane; endoplasmic reticulum
Molecular function (GO): calcium ion binding; mannosyl-oligosaccharide 1,2-alpha-mannosidase activity
Source: RefSeq, a predicted model, not a curated record
AUGAAAAAUAUUUCAAGGUUAAAUAGAUAUUCCUUUGUCUUUUAUGCCGCAGUUGUUUUUGUUUUCAUAUCAUACGAAUUGCUUUCCUUUAUCAGCCCUAGAAUAAAAUUUGAUUCUGAUAUAAAUUCAACAAUUAGCCAAACAAAUAGAUUUAAGCGACCAGAUAAGUAUGAACUUCUCACAGAUAGGCCGCAAGCAUCUGAAAUCAUAUUACCAUACAAUAAACGCCAAUAUUUAACAAAUCCCUUGUAUGAACGAACAUUUCCAUUAAUAAAAGAGAACAAUGAAAAAGCCCAAGCUAUUAAAGAAGCAUUUUUGCAUGGAUGGAAUGCAUACAAAACUCGUUGUUGGGGUGAAGAUGAAUAUGUUCCCCACAGCGACAGCUGCAGCUCUACUCUCCAUGCUGCAUUAACAAUAGUUGAUUCACUCUCUACUCUUUAUCUGAUGAAUCUGACAGAAGAAUACCAAAGAGCACGCGAUUAUAUUCAAAACGAUUUUAAACCAUCCGGAAGUUGGAGUUUAUUCGAAUUUCUCAUUCGGUUCGUUGGUGGAUUUGUUUCUAUGUACGAAUUAUCUCUUGACAAGCUCUAUUUAGACAAAGCUGUCGAAUGUGCCGACGCCGUCUAUCCUCUUAUGGAAUCAGGCAUUUUUGGCGGCGGUGUUAAACUAGGAAUCGAUCAGAAUGGGAAAAUUAAAGCAUCGUACAGUUCAGGCGGCGGUAGAUCUGUUGCUGAUUCAAAUACUUACCAACUUGAGUUCAUUUCUCUUUCAAUGCUCACUGGAGAUCCCAAGUACAUUGACUUAGCAAUGAAAACAUACAAAAAUAUGUGGGAACGCUACAAAAACAGAGGAUUAAUUUCAGAUAGUUUCAGCGGAAGCAAUCUCCACGUUGGAGGAGGUAUAGAUUCAUACUACGAAUAUAUCAUAAAGAUAUACGUGAUGACACGAGGCGUUGCCCGGCCAUUCCUCGACAAAUAUCUACAAAUUGUCAAAGAUAUCAAGGAAAAGAUCGUCGUCCACUCAAAGAAGUCGAACUACACUGGCCUCGGCGUGUACUCAGGCGGUUCAGUCAAUCCGAUGCAGGAGCACCUCGGCACAUUCGCCGGCGGAAUGAUUGCGGUCGGAACUGUAAAAGAGAAUCCGCACGCAGCUGAAGACUUGCAGCUCGCGGACGAUCUAACAACAGGGUACGCGAAGGCUUACGAGUUCACGCAGACAGGCGUAGGGCCAGAGCGCGUGAGGUUUUCGAACAAAGAAGGGAAAGAUUUCGAGAUAGAAAAUCCAGUUUACAUGCUGAGGCCGGAAUCAUGCGAGAGUGUUUACGUGAUGUGGAAAUUCACUGGACUUCCAAAAUUUAGGAUGUACGCUUGGAACAUGUUCUCUGGAAUAAAUAAAUACGCAAGGAAGAGCAAGGGAUUCGGACAUAUAAGGGAUGUUAACAAUGCAAAUGACACUCGCUCCUACGGCAACCAGGAAAGUUUCUUCUUCGCAGAGACAUUGAAAUACCUUUACCUGACAUUUGCUGAUACUUCACUCAUUUCGCCCGCUCAAUGGGUGUUCAACACAGAAGGACACCCACUCAGGCACUUCACAGAAGAAGAAGUGCAGAAAUGGAAGGACAAACUUAACUUCAAAUAA